AUGUCUAACGGCAACGGCGGUGCUCCCCCCGUGGGACAAGAAAACAUCAACACCGACAUCGUCACGCUCACCAGAUUCCUGACUGAGGAGCAGGCUAAGGUGCCCGAGGCCACCGGUGACUUCACACUUCUGUGCCACGCUCUCCAAUUCGCUUUUAAGUCCAUUGCCUACUACAUCCGUCGUGCAUCCUUGAUCAACCUGACCGGAUUGGCCGGGUCCUCGAAUACCACCGGUGAUGACCAGAAGAAGCUCGACGUCAUCGGAAAUGAUAUCUUCAUUUCCGCCAUGAAGGGCUCCGGCAAGUGCCGCAUUCUUGUCUCUGAAGAAGAGGAUGAAGCGAUCUUGUUCGACGAGCACCCCAAUGCCCGAUAUGCUGUGGUGUGCGACCCCAUUGACGGUUCCUCCAACCUGGACGCUGGCGUUUCGGUUGGAACCAUUUUCGGUAUCUUCAAGCUCCCCGACUCCCUGUUGGGCCCCGGCAAGAAAGUUACCGCCAAGGACGUGCUUUCCCCCGGAACCGAGAUGGUGGCCUCUGGUUUCACCAUGUACGGUGCCUCCGCCCAAUUGGUGAUCACCAUGCGCAACGGCGGUGUCAACGGUUUCACAAUGGAAAACUCCCUCGGUGAAUUCAUCCUCACCCACCCCAACAUGCAGAUGCCUGCCAAGCGCGCCAUCUACUCCGUGAACGAGGGUAACAGCAUGUACUGGGAGGAGUGGACCAACGAGGUCUUCCGCGCUAUGAAGUUCCCCGGCGAAGGCAACAAGCCUUACAGCGCACGGUACAUCGGUAGUAUGGUGGCUGAUGCCUACCGAACCCUGCUGUACGGUGGUCUCUUCGCCUACCCCGCCGACUCGAAGAGCCCUAAGGGUAAGCUGCGUAUCCUGUACGAGUGCGCUCCCAUGGCCAUGCUCUUCGAGAACGCCGGUGGUCUGGCCAUCAACUCCCGAGCCGAGCGUCUCCUCGAAGUCAAGCCCGAGCACAUCCACGACCGCAGCGGCGUGUUCCUCGGCUCUAGGGACGAGGUGCAGCGGGUCAUUGACACGUACAACAAGCACAAGAAAUAA
Molecule: messenger RNA, 1065 nt
Organism: Aspergillus melleus
Lineage: Eukaryota; Fungi; Ascomycota; Eurotiomycetes; Eurotiales; Aspergillaceae
Gene: fbp1
Product: fructose 1,6-bisphosphate 1-phosphatase
Exons: 2
Coding region: 1-1065 (354 amino acids)
Biological process (GO): gluconeogenesis; fructose metabolic process; fructose 1,6-bisphosphate metabolic process
Cellular component (GO): cytoplasm; cytosol
Molecular function (GO): fructose 1,6-bisphosphate 1-phosphatase activity
Source: RefSeq, a predicted model, not a curated record